AAGAAACUACAGGAGCAGGAGAAACAACAGAAAGUGGAGUUUCAUAAAGGAUGGAGAAAAAGAUGUCAGAUUUCAUCCAAGACAGUGGGCAGAUUAAGAAAAAGUUUCAGCCAAUGAACGAGAUAGAGAGGAGCACCCUACACAAUAUGGUGGAAGUGGCUGGCCUGACAUCCUUCUCCUUCAGAGAUGAUGAGUGUCUCUAUGUCACGAUCUUCAAAAAGGAGUUUGCAUGCUCAGAUGAAGAGCUGGACUCCUAUCAUUAUGGGGAGGAGUGCAACCCCCAGGAGGCUGAGGAGAAACCCCAACUGAAGGAGCUGGCCCAGUGGCAAGAGGACGCAGCCCAGCAGGGACCUGUGGUGGGGAGCCCUGCUAGUGACGACAAGGACAAGUACAGCCGCUUAACCGGCAAGGCGGCAGCCAAGGAUGCUACAGGCCACAUGCUACAGGCCAACAAGACCUACAGCUGUGUGCCCAUGGCCAACAAGAGGGACAUGUGUUCCAUCAAAGAGGCCAUGAAUGAGAUCCAGGCCAAGAAGGAUCCGCAACAGAGCAGGGAAGAGUUGCCACCUAACCUCUCAGACACUCCAGCUCUCUGA
Lynx canadensis (Canada lynx) is the source of this 596-nucleotide messenger RNA. RefSeq names its product sperm-associated antigen 7-like. The coding region runs from base 51 to 596 and encodes 181 amino acids. Gene Ontology annotation, molecular function: nucleic acid binding. The transcript has a single exon. Lineage: Eukaryota; Metazoa; Chordata; Mammalia; Carnivora; Felidae. The record is from RefSeq and is a predicted model, not a curated record.